CUUAUUUCACCUGAAAUCAGUUGUUGUCGUUUUCAGUUCUGCUCAUAUUUCAAAUACUGUAUGUGUUUACGUGUUUAUGUUUGUCUUCAUAAAAAGUGAGAGAAUACAUGUCCUGUUUUUCCCUUCUUCAUCUUAUCCAUCUCAUUGCUCUUUUUUUUCAGCAAGUUUCUGAGCAUCAGUAAAAAAAUAAGAGAUCGUCGUGCAACAGAAAGCGUGGCGUCAAAUUUUUUUAAUUUUAAGCACAUAAUGUGAAAAAAUCGAUGUUAUGAUUGAUCCAAACAAAUAAACCACAAAGAACAACUCCCACUUUUUUGUUGAAGAAAUUGACCGGAAUGAUGAGCCAAAAAAAUCAUACAAAUCUUGUUGAUACAACAGAAACUAUGAUAACAAAUAAUAGUGAUGAUAUGAAUAAGAAUAAUGUGCCAAAAAUUCAUCCAAAUCUACCGCCACCACCAUCAUCAUCAUUAUCAUUAGCGACAAUUUCCCAACAUUCAUUCAGGAACAAUAUGAAUGAAACUGGAGAUGUUCAAGUUGGAAUAUCGAAAUUGAAAUUCAGUUAUGAAGCAUUUGACAAACAAGACGACGAUGUUGAUGAUGACGAUGAUGAUGAUGAAAUAAUAAUCGAUAAUAAUGGAAAAGUGAUGUUUUGUCAUGAAAAUGAAUGUUUUCUAGUCCCGUCCAAUACAACAGCAGUGAUUCCCAAUCUGAACGAAGCAAAUGUUUCAUCCAUUCAAACCAAUCAUGCAUCAUCAUCAUCAACAUCUCUUUUAGAUGAUGACAUGGGUGGUGGUGGUGGUGGUAAUGGUGGUCUUUAUCAUCAUCAAAAUUAUUCAACAUAUAAACAUGGCAAAAAGCUGUAUAAACAAUUUGACAUAUCCACUAUAUCGUCACCAACAACUGGAGAUUUGUUUGCAGAUAUCGAUGACAAUGCCGUAUCAUCACAUUAUGAGGAUUUUCAAACAAUCGAUUGGCAACGUGACAUUGCCCGUGAUCGUAAUCGCCAUCGUUACAUUGUCCGUGCGAAAGAUAAUUCUUAUUGUUCAUUAUUGAAAUCAACACACGAUGCAUGGGCUGGUUGGCUUUGUGUAUUAAUGGUGGGAAUCUUAUCUGGUUUUGUUGCCGGCAUCAUUGAUAUUGGUGCCGGUUGGAUGAAAGAUCUCAAAGAUGGCCUUUGUCCCGAUGUUUUCUAUUUGAAUCGUGAACAAUGUUGCUGGUCGGAUAAUAGUUCGGAAUUUGAAGAUAGUAUAUGGAGUGGUCAUUGUGAUCAAUGGAAAACAUGGCCAGAAUUAUUGGGACUUAGUCAACAACAUUUUCCCAUAUUCAGCUAUAUUGUGUCGUAUUUUUUCUACGUUUUUUGGGCAUUAUUUUUCUCAUUCUUGGCCACCAGUUUCGUUCGUACAUUUGCUCCGUAUGCAUGUGGUUCUGGUAUACCGGAAAUCAAAACAAUAUUGUCUGGUUUCAUCAUACACGGUUAUCUUGGCAGUUGGACAUUGACAGUCAAAUCGAUCGGCAUGAUGUUGACGGUUGCGGCUGGUUUAUCGCUUGGAAAAGAAGGACCGCUUGUGCAUUGUAGUUGUUGUAUCGGUAAUAUAAUAUCCAGAUUUUUCGAUAAAUAUGGCAAAAAUGAAGCGAAAAAGCGUGAAAUACUUUCUGCUGCAUCAGCCGCUGGUGUAUCGGUUGCAUUCGGUGCUCCUAUCGGUGGUGUAUUGUUUUCGCUUGAAGAAGUCAGUUAUUACUUCCCAUUGAAAACAUUAUGGAGAAGUUUUUUCUGUGCAUUGGUUGCCGCAUUCGUUUUACGGCUAAUCAAUCCAUUUCGAAAUGAACAUUUGGUCAUGUUCUAUAUUGAUUAUGCAAGACCAUGGAUAUUUUUCGAACUAAUCGUAUUCGUCAUGUUGGGUGUGAUUGGUGGCGUCAUUGGCAAUAUAUUCAUCAAAUCCAAUCUAAAGUGGUGCCAACGACGAAAAUAUACUCGUCUGGGACAAUAUCCAAUGUGGGAAGUGAUGACCGUCACAUUGAUCACGGCAAUGAUUGCUUAUCCCAAUCCAUAUACACGUAUGAAUUCCUCGGAUUUGAUUAAAUUAUUAUUCAGUUCAUGUGGUAUUGCCGAUGAAACUCCUUUAUGCGAUUAUUAUCGUAAUUAUACCAAUGUUAAUCAACAUGCCCAAAUCGCCCAGGCUGGACCCGGCGUUUAUACAUCGGUCGCCCAAUUAUUUGCCGCAUUGAUUUUCAAACUCAUCAUUACGAUAUUUACGUUUGGUAUAAAAGUUCCGGCCGGUCUAUUCAUUCCUUCAUUGGCUAUGGGCGCCAUCAUUGGUCGUAUCGUUGGCAUUACAAUGGAACAGAUUGCCUAUAAUUAUCCCAAGUGGUGGUUCUUUCAGGAUGCUUGUUCCAAUCUGGGUGAAAGUUGUAUGAGUCCAGGUUUAUACGCAGUGGUUGGCGCUGCUGCCGUAUUGGGUGGUGUAACGCGAAUGACCGUUUCAUUAGUGGUGAUAAUGUUCGAAUUGACUGGAAAUGUCAAUUUUAUCGUGCCAUUGAUGGCGGCUAUAAUGACUUCGAAAUGGGUUGGUGAUGCAUUGGGCAAGCAAGGUGUUUAUGAUGCACAUAUCAGUUUGAAUGGUUAUCCAUUCCUGGAUAAUAAAGAAGAAUUUCCCUACACCACAACGGCAUUGGAUUCAAUGCGACCUAAGCUAGGUGAUCUACCAUUAGCCGUGUUGACUGAAGAUACAACCACUGUUGGUCAAGUAUAUCAAUUAUUACGAUCCAACAAUCAUACCGGCUUUCCUGUGGUCGUAUCCGAACAAAAUAAGUACCUGGUCGGUUUCGUUACACGUCACGAUCUGAAUGUUGCAUUGAAUCAAGCCCGUAAAAAUGAACAAGUAUUCGAGGAUUCCAUUGUUUAUUUUCGUAAUUUUACGGCCGAUGAAGAGACACGUUUCAAACAAUAUCGUCAUGAUGUUCGUUCUUCUCAAUCAUCUUCAUUGGCACCAUUAAAUUUUCGACGAAUUCUCGAUCUAGCACCAAUCACCGUUACAGAUCAAACACCAAUGGAAACAAUUAUCGAUAUGUUCCGCAAACUUGGCCUACGACAAGUUUUAGUCACACAUAAUGGCAUCCUUUUGGGCAUCAUAACCAAAAAAGAUAUACUUUUACAUAUUAAAGAAUGUGAAGAUAUUCGUAAGCUGGAAAAUAUAUCAUCAUCAAAAGGCUUGACAUCGUUUCUAAGAUGAUUGUCAUUUUAAACAAUCCGAUUUUAUCAAUCCCUUGUUAUUUAUUCACUGUUUGUUUAUUUGUUUCCAAUCAAUUUUCUUUCUCAUGAUUUCAUCAAUGUUUGAUCAUUUGGAUGGUAAAAUUG
This is a messenger RNA of Dermatophagoides farinae (American house dust mite), 3352 nucleotides long. It is a transcript of the gene ClC-c, whose product is annotated as chloride channel protein 3. The record is from RefSeq and is a predicted model, not a curated record. Gene Ontology annotation, biological process: chloride transport; transmembrane transport. Gene Ontology annotation, cellular component: early endosome; plasma membrane; Golgi apparatus. Gene Ontology annotation, molecular function: voltage-gated chloride channel activity. NCBI's taxonomy places the organism in Eukaryota, Metazoa, Arthropoda, Arachnida, Sarcoptiformes, Pyroglyphidae.